Molecule: messenger RNA, 2566 nt
Organism: Gilbertella persicaria
Lineage: Eukaryota; Fungi; Mucoromycota; Mucoromycetes; Mucorales; Choanephoraceae
Product: aconitate hydratase
Exons: 6
Coding region: 150-2507 (785 amino acids)
Biological process (GO): tricarboxylic acid cycle
Cellular component (GO): cytosol; mitochondrion
Molecular function (GO): 4 iron, 4 sulfur cluster binding; aconitate hydratase activity
Source: RefSeq, a predicted model, not a curated record
AAUAAGGAAUAAUUAGCGAUAUUCCUUCUUCAUUUGGUAAUAGAUAAAAGAUCAUCUCCAUCCACUCAUUCAUGUAAAUAAUCCAUCUUGCAUUUUUUUCUUUCUUUUUUUCUUCUUCUUUCUUAACCCUCCCCCCUACUCUCUUGGCAAUGAUUACUGCUUGUUUAAGUCAACAAACACGCAGAACAACACAAACUGCUUUCCGUAGUUUGACUGCUCGCUCUUUAGCUACUCAACAUAACCCUAUUGCUGAAAAGAACUGCUCUUCUAUUACACCUCCUUAUGCUAAAUUAACAAAAAACCUUGAUCUUGUCAAACGUAUUUUGAAUGACAGACCGUUGACUUUGGCUGAAAAGAUUGUCUAUGCUCACUUGAGAAAUCCUGAAGAGAUCGUUCCUGUUCGUGGAGAAACUUAUUUGAAAUUAUCGCCUGAUCGUGUGGCUAUGCAAGAUGCUUCUGCUCAAAUGGCUCUUUUGCAAUUCAUGCUGUCUGGUAUGCCUACCACUGCUGUUCCUAGCAGUAUUCAUUGUGACCAUUUGAUUGCUGCUCACGAAGGCGCUGACAAGGACGUGGCUCAAUCGAUUGUGACCAACAAGGAAAUCUUUGACUUUUUGGAAAGUGGUGCUAAAAAGUACGGUAUUGCUUUCUGGAAGCCAGGAAGUGGUAUUAUUCAUCAAAUUGUGUUGGAGAACUAUGCUGCUCCAGGCGGUCUCAUGCUCGGUACAGAUAGCCACACACCCAAUGCAGGUGGAUUGGGUAUGAUUGCUAUUGGUGUAGGUGGUGCUGAUGCUGUGGACGCUAUGGCCAAUAUUCCUUGGGAACUCAAGGCUCCUAACGUGAUUGGUGUCAAAUUGACAGGCCGCUUAAAUCCUUGGGCUAGUCCUAAAGAUGUCAUUCUCAAGCUUGCUGGACACUUGACAGUCCGUGGUGGUACUGGCCACAUCAUUGAAUACUUUGGUGAAGGUGUUGAUACUUUAUCUUGUACUGGUAUGGCUACCAUCUGUAAUAUGGGUGCUGAAGUGGGUGCUACUACCUCCGUCUUUCCUUACACUAACAGCAUGCGUUCUUACUUGCGUGCUACUGGCCGUGGUGCUGUAAGCCAAGCUGCGGAUGCUAACACAUCUUUUUUGAAUGCAGAUAGCGGUGCUCAUUAUGACAAGGUGAUUGAAAUCAACCUGUCUGAAGUCGAACCUCAUAUCAAUGGUCCCUUUACACCUGAUUUAAGUACACCUUUAAGUAAAUUCAAGGAUUUCAUUCAAGAAAAUGGCUGGAAGGAUGAAUUGAGUGCUUCCUUGAUUGGUUCUUGUACCAAUUCUUCUUACCAAGACAUGUCUCGCGCUGCCUCAAUUACCAAACAAGCGACUGAAGCUGGCGUUGAUAUCAAGUCACAGUUUUUGGUAACGCCUGGUUCUGAACAAAUCCGUGCUACGAUUGAACGUGAUGGUCAACAACAAGUGUUUGAACAAGCAGGUGGUCAAGUCUUGGCGAAUGCCUGUGGUCCUUGUAUUGGUCAAUGGAAGCGUUCUGAAAAACAAGGCGAAGAAAAUGCCAUCUUGACUUCUUUCAACCGUAACUUCCGUAGCCGCAACGAUGGUAAUGCCCAAACCAUGAACUUUUUAGCUGCUCCCGAGAUUGUCACGGCCAUGGCAUUUGCUGGCAAAUUGUCUUUUAACCCCAUGACAGAUAGCUUGACAGGCAAAGAUGGUCGAGCCUUCCGUUUCCAACCUCCUACCGGUGAUGAUCUCCCUUCCCAAGGUUUUGAAGCAGGCCGUGCUACUUAUGAGCCUCCUUCUCCUACUCCUACACCUGAUCCUUCUGUCAAGAUCAACAUUGACCCCAACUCUAACCGUCUUCAAGCACUAGACGCUUUCCCUCCAUGGGAUGGUGAAGAAUUUAAAGACAUUCGUGUGUUGGUCAAAGUCAAGGGUAAAUGUACUACAGAUCAUAUCUCUGCUGCUGGUCCAUGGUUGAAAUACAAGGGUCAUUUACAAAACAUUGCUGAAAACACCUUGAUUGGUGCUCAAAAUGCUGACAAUGGUAAAGUGAAUGUGGUGACUGAUGUGACCAGCAACAAGGAAGGCUCUAUUCCUGAAGUGGCCAAGUCUUACAAGCGUCAAGAUAUCGAUUGGACUGUGAUUGCUGAUCAUAACUAUGGUGAAGGUUCUGCUCGUGAACAUGCUGCUCUCCAAGUACGUUAUUUAGGCAGCCCUAUGAUUAUCUCUCGUUCUUUUGCUCGUAUUCAUGAAACUAACUUGAAGAAACAAGGUGUGAUUCCCUUGACAUUUAAGCAUGAAGCUGAUUAUGAGAAAAUCAAUGGUGGUGAUGUGAUUGAGACACAAGGCCUUAAGCAGUUGGCUCCCGGAUCUACUGUCAAAUUGAUUGUGACUAAGCCAGAUGGCUCUAAAGUCAGCAUUGAUGCUGUUCAUACCUUAAGUCAUGAUCAACUUCAAUUUAUUCGCGCUGGUUCUGCCCUUAAUUUGAUUGCCAAGCAUGCUGCUCAACAGUAAAACCCCCUCCCCUUGCUUUUCAUACCAUAGAAUAACAAUAAAAAAUAGGUGUAGAUAAA